ACUGCGACCCGGACGCUUUAAAGUGAAACACAGCGGGACUCGGAAGAAUGUGGCUCCAGCCGGUGUUGAUGACUCUUCUCCGAUUUUACUUGUGCGGCGUUAAAGUUCUUCUUUAUCAGCUGUUCAACCGAUCUUUUACGUUACCAGUCUUACCCAAGCAAAAUGGAAGGGUUGCCAUUGUGACGGGGGGUACCAGAGGAAUGGGUUUAGAGACAGCAAAACAUCUGGCAAGCCUAGGCAUGCAUGUUGUCAUAGCUGGAAAUGAGAGAGAAGAGGGCGCAGCCGCUGCCAGGAAGAUUAAUGAGGAAGGCUGCGAAGGAAAAGCUGAGUUUGUCUUUAUGGACCUGACCUCACUGAAAUCAGUGCGGCAGUUUGUUCAGGGUUUCAGAGACAGAGGUCUACCACUCCAUGUUCUGGUUAACAAUGCUGGGACUAUGCUGGUUUCUGAGAGUAAUACAAAGGACGGCUUUGAGUUCCACUUUGGUCUCAACUACUUGGGCCACUUCCUGCUGACCAACCUGCUGUUGGAUCUGCUGAAGACGUCAGGACGACAGGGCCGCUGCUCCAGAGUCAUCAACAUGUCCUCUGCUACGCACUUUUCCGGAGUUGUGGACAUGGAGGACUUAAACCGGAGGAUCUGCUACAGUUCCCAUGGUGCCUAUUCUCAAAGCAAAUUGGCUCUGGUCCUCUUCACCUACUACCUGCAGGAGCAGCUGUCAGCUGCCGGCUUUCCGGUUAUUGUCAAUGCUGUGGACCCUGGUAUGGUGGACACAGCCUUGUAUGACAACCUGUAUAGCCUUGCAAAGAUGCUGAAGAAACCAGUGGCCAAGAUUCUGUUCAGGACUCCAGCAGAGGGAGCAUCUGUGGUCAUCUACGCUGCUGCUGCCUCUGAAAUGGAGGGAGUGGGGGGCUGUUACCUGUACAAUGGCAAGAAGACUCAGUCCUCUGACCUUUCCUUCGACUCUGAGCUUCAAGAAGAGCUGUGGAAGAAGAGCUGUGAGCUCGUGGGCCUUCAGGAGGCCUGACACACACUGCUGUGUCUUCGGAGGUCAUUUGAGAGAGGCUAUCUUGAGCAACUAUAGACUAUCCGCAUCUGCUUACAUUGUUAAUUUUUCAUAUUUAGUUGAGUAAAUAAAGUUGCCGCUGUCCCUGUAGCAAAGUAGCAAAAGCCAAAAUACCUUAAAGAAAAUUAUAAAUAUUUUGGACAAUUUCCCAUGUCUGAUCUGAUAAAUAUGCCAAAAAUAAUCCACGCUAACACUUCACAUGUUGUUCCCACACACUGUUUACACUGUGAUAGCUCUGCUACCCACAUUUUAACCAUAUUUGAUCCUAUACCUAACCUGAGUGUAAACAAGACCAUAUCUUAAAAAUAAAGGGAUACGUUGUCCCAACCUAACAAAUGCAAAACUAUUAAGCAUAACAAUUGAAAGCACUAUUAGGCCCUAAGCGGGGAACAAGGAUACUUUCAAUCUGUCCUCUAAAAUGUUGCUUGGCUCUGUAGGUUUUCUUUAUCUUGAACAUCAGUCAUAGAGUCAUGAAUGUGACUCAACAAGUUACACUCGUGACGAAACACAAGUGCCACAUUUACCUGUUGUGACACUAUAUCGGACUUUGAUAUGGGUUUCAUGCCAAACUUUUUCUAGAAGAGCUGCUUAUGUUAAAUAAUCACACAGCCCGAGCACUCGAGGAACAUAAAUGCUUUAGCAGUGUCUGUGAACAACUCUAUUUUUUUAGAAAUAUUCUGUCUUAAAGAAUGUUUAAACAUUUUUGUGUGCAUUCAUACAAUUAUAUUAAGUAGCAUAUUAGAUAUCAAAGAGACCAAUAUUUAAUCGAUACUUCCUUGGAACCCUUCCCCGCCUUUUCUUGGACUUUCACGACGUUUUUGUGCCUUAACCACUCAACAUGAAGUACUUAUCAUAACAUCUAAUCAAGUUUGGAUGUGUAUUGUCUGUACAGUGUAAUUUUAACUAUAUUUAAUAUAUGUGAAUCUUUGGGUGCUGGAAUUUAUGAGUUACAAUGAAAAGAUUUAUGUCUAUUUUAAAUGAUCAGGAGCUGGACCUCUCUUAGUACAACUACUGCAAGCUGGCAUAUUGUGUUUUAUUACAUGUAGUUUUGAUAUUUGAAUGAACAUAUCUGCUAAGAUGCAAAACAAGGUUAUAGAUCAAUUGUGAUUUGUUUGAUUAAACAUGACAGUAUUGUGAUGGAAAUUCGACCUGUCGAGACUUCUGAAAUAAAGAGAUUCGAGAAUCGUA
This is a messenger RNA of Hippoglossus stenolepis (Pacific halibut), 2252 nucleotides long. It is a transcript of the gene dhrsx, whose product is annotated as dehydrogenase/reductase (SDR family) X-linked. The coding region runs from base 48 to 1025 and encodes 325 amino acids. NCBI's taxonomy places the organism in Eukaryota, Metazoa, Chordata, Actinopteri, Pleuronectiformes, Pleuronectidae. The record is from RefSeq and is a predicted model, not a curated record. The transcript is spliced from 7 exons.